Saccostrea echinata is the source of this 3296-nucleotide messenger RNA. RefSeq lists its product as uncharacterized. Bases 65 to 2893 code for a protein of 942 amino acids. Gene Ontology annotation, cellular component: plasma membrane. NCBI's taxonomy places the organism in Eukaryota, Metazoa, Mollusca, Bivalvia, Ostreida, Ostreidae. Gene Ontology annotation, molecular function: carbonate dehydratase activity; zinc ion binding. The transcript is spliced from 8 exons. The record is from RefSeq and is a predicted model, not a curated record.
ACUCCAUUUACUUGUGAAACUUUUUUUUUCAUUUCCAAACAGGGGUAGAACUGAUCCACUCACGAUGAAUUGUGACUUGUGCAUUCUUCUCUCCUACAUGUUGCGCAUGCUCUGUCAAUAUGAUUCAAAGCUUGCCGAACAGUAUGGAACUGGAAACCAAGUACCUGUCACUCUUGAUCAAAGACUCCUGGAAACCAAACAGAACACGCCCAGUAGAGAUGUAGAAAACUUCAAAUGGAGCUACGGGGGAUCUACGGGUCCUGACCAUUGGCCUGAGUAUUUCCCGCAGUGUGCUGGCAGACGACAGUCUCCUAUUCACAUCAGAACAGCAGACAUUCAACAUGUCACGUGGCUCCCAGAAUUCCAGUUCAUCAACUAUGACAAAUUAAGCGGAGACGGAAUGCAGCCAGCUUUUCUGCAUCUCAGGAACAACGGACACACAGCUAGUAUGGCAAUUGAUGACGAAAUUUACCUUCGUGGCUCGAAUUUGGGUGAACUGUAUCGAGCAGUGGAGAUUCAUUUUCAUUGGGGUUCAGAAAACAACAUUGGUUCAGAGCACGUACUCGACAACCAUCAUCAUCCCCUGGAGGUUCACAUCGUCCACUACAAUACAAAAUAUGCUACGCUUGCUGAGGCAAAGAAGCAACCAGACGGACUAGUUGUAAUAGGAAUAUUUGCAGAUAUAUCCGAGGAAAAGAACCACGCAUUUGAAUUGGUAGCCACGGCUCUUGAUCAAGUAACAGAAUACGACCACAAAACAAUUGUAACCGGGUUAAGACCUAUCGAUAUGCUUCCAAACGAUACAUCCAGAUACUAUCAUUAUGCCGGAAGUCUGACCACACCUCCCUGUUACGAGUCUGUUUCGUGGUACGUUAUGCACGAAGGGAUAACAAUCACGCAAGAUCAGAUCAACCGACUCCGCCAUCUAAAAGAACACGUGGAGGACAAGCAUAGUCCACACAAACCUCUGUCCGUAAAAUCUGCCGGAGAAACACAAAACAUAAACAACACCGACAACAGAAUUGUUAAUUCACUAGAAACGACUGACCAUCACUCACCCAGGACAAAUUACAUAAAAUACAAUUUCAGACCUUGUCAACCUUUGUAUGGCCGAAGAGUUUACUGUAGCCAUCCUUCUAUGGUCAAACAAAAGUCCCAUCAAUCAGAAUUUUCUGUAAGUGAUAUUGCUGUCAGCCAUCAUGUCUCCAACCUUGGUGAUCAUGACGUUUCCAAGGCUUUGCUGCAAGAUAGUGGAUUCCAUGGCUCUAUUGGAUCCAGCCUAUCUAAUCACCCCCACGAAAGUCAUUUACAUGGAACUACAUUGAACAUGCACUCACAUGAAAGUCAAUUGCCAGCAAAAAGAGUGGAAAUCGAUUUGGGUGGCCAUAAAGCGGAGCUACAUAAAAAUACCCAAAAAAGUCCUGAGAGAACCAAAGACGUCUCGCUAGGAUACAGCAACAAAAUCUCUGACAAACUGUUUCCUGAAGAAUUAAAGGACGUCUUCUCAAAAAAACACAUUCCAAAUUUUAAAGAAAAGUUAGAACCAAAGGAUAUUUACAAGAUAUUUGGAAGAAUUUUCCUUCGACAGGCACAAAUUCUCACCGCUCAAAAGAAAUCUACUGACAAAGGAAAUACAGUAAAUACACAACUUUUUAACGAACCAGAAAUAAAAGAGUAUUCGAAUCCAGUAUAUAAAGUAAAGAAGAUUGAGACUGUCAAAAACCCAGAACAGAUAAUACGUCAUUCACACCCGAAACGAAAUCUUCCAAAGCAAAAAGUGCAAAAGAGACCAAAUAAUACGGUUCUCAAUUCGCCAGCUAGAAACAGUGUUUCAAAUUUCAAAUUGGUCAACAGACAGAAAAGUUCUGGUAAGUCAUUCAACCUUGCUUCCGACCAUCGCAGUUCGUACAGCGCACGCAGAAGUAAUCAAAUGGUGAACGGUGGAUUCCAUUUUUCUGUGCGUCAACCUGUAUAUCAGCGAAAAAUCAACAAACAGCAUUUUUAUACACCAAGUAAAAAGAAUAAGUCAACUCAAUAUCAGUCGAAAUCUCACAGAAGUCAUUACAGUUCUGCUAAGAAUACUCAUAUGAAAUCGGAAACAUUAGACACUCAUAUGAAAUCGGAAACACUGAACACUCAUAUGAAACCAGAAGGAUCGAACACUCGAAUGAAACCAAAAACAUCAAAUGGGGAGGUGAAAAAGAGAAAUUUGAUCGAUUUGAUUUCUGAAAACCACCUUGACGUGUUAGACAGUAACUUUGCAAUGAACACACAGAACAUGGUUUCUUCAUACACUUCAUUAGCGCCUCAAGUGGAUGGCAGUGUAGGCUUCAGUGAGCGCAUGCCCCAACUUCCUUUGAAAACUCUGGGUUUAGAAGAAACGGCCGUAUUUCCGGAGUCAGUCGGUUCAGGGUUAUCAAACCGAAAGAGCGACACGAUGACAGAAAAAGAGCAAAGGAUGAUAAAAAGUGUUCUAAUGGACCGUAUCACACAGUCAACUCCAGAGCCACCUCUAGCAACUAAAUCAAUACCAGAAAUUACAAAGGGCCCGACCCGGACGUCAAAACCGGAUAUGGUACAUGAACAGAAUCAAACUUCAAAACCCGAAACAACACAUGAACCGAUCCAUCAUUCAAAAACAAAAAUGACACAAGAACCAGUCCUUAUUCAUGAACCAGAGAUUGGACAUGAACUAAUCCAAACAUCAGGAUCAGAGACUGUGCAUGAACCGGUCCAAACGAUGCUUGGUAACGAGAAACUACGUUUUCCAAUUCAAAGAGAAAGAAACACCACCAAUAUACCUAUUAGAGAAAUUUUAGGUAGCCAUAGCAACAUGCUUUCAAUAUUGACUGAUCCUACACCUACAGAAGAGAAACCUUAUCUACCCUCAUGAGGGACAUAAUUUUGAUUUCCAGUGUUCAAGGAGAAGCAAAAUAAAGGGUGUUCCUUGACAAGCACCGCCUUUCUUUCGCCAAAUGGUGAAUCUAUCCUUAAGGGUGGAAACGCCACGGCCAAGGAGAAGAGAAUCAGGCAAUAUAAUGUGUGCCUCGCUUGUUUAGGAUGUUCAUCAUUUUGUCAAAUUAAUGAUCCUUAUGACAGAGAGGACGGAAUAUUUUUUUUCUUAACGGGCUCCUUGGUUUGAAAACGGUACGAGAACAAGGUUCAAAGUGGGAUUGCCACAACCAAUUUCUUUUUGAUGUUUUCGAAAUAUUUAUUCCACAAAGAAUUUGGCCAAAUGGUUGUUACGGUACCUUGAUUUCUUUGUUUUUGUUGUCUUGGAAUUAGUUUAUGUGUAU